AUGGACCUAGUGAUGGAAUGCAAAAGGAAGAUAAUCCCAAUGCAGGAGCCUGUGAUAACCAAGGAAAAAGUCAUAGCUUGUCUAAGUAAGCUCAAAGCUAAAAAAGCUGCAGGCCCAGAUGGAAUCAAACCAGAGCUUUACAAAGCUUUAAUGAAGAGCAAAACCUGUACAUGGCAGGACUUGUCUGCCUUUCCAGAAAUUGGCAAAAAUUUGCCUGAAAAUGACCGUAGAUUUAUCAUGUAUGAUGUGAAAAGUGAAGUGCACAAAGGCCAUCUACAUCUAAAGACAGAUCUAUAUGAGAAUUUACUGAGACUGGAAAGUGCUCAUGCAGCAAUAGUUCACAACGUGGAAAAAAUACCCGGAGAAGCAGCUAUGACUUUUCAUGCAUUCUGUGAUAAUGAAAAUGCUCCAUUUAAACAGGCUGUGAUCAUCUUGGUGAUACAUAUUCCUGGAAAGUAUGAAAACUUAUCAUGGGAACGGUUGGAAAAUACAAUUGAUGAUUACUUGAUGGGAAUAUGGGGAGAGCAGCUGCAAGAAAAAGAUGUGUCGGCUAUUGUGUCCCGGGUAGCCAAUGCUCCGGUGCUAAUCAAACCUGAGUCCGCCGAAAGACUAAAUUAUGCUUGUGAAAGCUUAUGAAGUGUUUUCAUGUCUUUUUUUAUUGUGUAUAAGAUAAAGGAAGAGUAUA
Molecule: messenger RNA, 685 nt
Organism: Macrobrachium nipponense
Lineage: Eukaryota; Metazoa; Arthropoda; Malacostraca; Decapoda; Palaemonidae
Exons: 4
Coding region: 1-636 (211 amino acids)
Biological process (GO): membrane organization
Cellular component (GO): membrane
Molecular function (GO): ATPase activator activity
Source: RefSeq, a predicted model, not a curated record